CGGUGUUGGUAGUGUCGGUGUCGGUGGUGUCGGUGGCAGUGCCGGUGGUGGUGUCGGUGUCGGUGGUGGUGUCGGUGGCAGUGCCGGUGGUGGUGUCGGUGUCGGUGGUGUCGGUGUCGGUGGCAGUGCCGGUGGAGGAGGAGGAGGAGGAUGAGAGCCGCGGUGCGGAUGGCCGCUCUGCUGUCCGGUCUGACCGCCUACUAUGUGUACCGCCCUCUCCCCGGUACCGUCUCCGAGCCCUGGAAACUGAUGCUGUUGGACGCCGUCUUCAGAGGGGUUCAGGACGCGAGUCACUUGAUGCAGCUGUUGGGUCUCGGACACCACCUGAAGUUUCUGAAUUGUGCCGUCACCAUGUUUGAAAUGCUCGCUCCCCAGUCCAGUGACACUGUGAGAGUGACAGACACCACAUUCGAUGGAGUACAAGUCCGGGUGUUUGAACCUGAAGAAAGACUGGAGGGCGAACUAAAGCGGAGUGUUAUUUACAUACACGGUGGCGGCUGGGCUUUGGGAAGUGCAAGAAUGAGAUCAUAUGACUACCUUUGUCGGAAGAUGGCAGAAGACAUGAAUGCUGUUGUUAUCUCUAUUGAAUACCGCCUUGUCCCAGAGGUUCAUUUUCCCGAACAAAUUAACGAUGCUUACAGCGCUUCGAAGCAUUUCCUGCAGCCUGCGGUCUUGGCCCAAUAUUCUGUGGAUCCAAAUCGAAUUGCAAUUUCUGGAGAUAGUGCUGGUGGGAACUUGGCUGCAGCUGUAAGCCAGCAGCUUGUUGUGGACAGCAGUGUCACCACCAGACUCAAGAUUCAAGCUCUCAUAUAUCCAGUGCUUCAAGCACUUGACUUCAAUACUCCUUCCUAUCAGCAGAACACAGCUACUCCCAUCUUGUACAAACGGGUCAUGGCUCGUUUCUGGUUAGAGUAUCUGAACGGUGACCCCAGCUUUGUCCAGGCAAUGCUGGUCAACAACCACACAGCAUCAGACUUAAGUCAGCUGACAACGGCUCGGGCUCGCUUAAACUGGACUACACUAUUACCCAAAUCAUUCAUAAAGAAUUACAAACCUGUCAUCCAAGUAAUGGGAAGCCCACAGGUCAUCGAGAAACUGCCAGCAUUGCUGGAUCCAAGAGCAGCUCCGCUGAUUGCAGAUGAGGAAAUCCUGCAGCUGUUACCAAAGGCCUACAUCCUGACCUGUGAGCACGAUAUUCUGAGGGAUGAUGGAAUGAUGUAUGCCCGGCGUUUAGAAGAAGCAGGAAUAGAAGUUACUCUCGACCACUAUGAAGAUGGAUUCCAUGGCGCCAUGAUAUUUGCGCUGCCUCCGACCUACUUUGACGUUGGGAACAGGAUCAUGAAUAACUACAUAAACUGGCUGGACAAAAACUUGUGAAGUUUUGGUUGCAGUCUGGGAAGUUGCAAUAGAAAUUAUUUUAAACUUAUUUCAGGAAUUGUGCCGUAACAUAAAAUAUUAACAACUGUGCUGGCUACUAACCUGCAAUUCCAAAAAUAAUAUGACAGAUUGUUACCAGCAAAGCCUACUGUGUCCGAGUGAGUGAAGUAAUUGUAAAAUGAAGUAAUUUCAUCUGUGUCUCGUUAAGUGUUAUAAAGUGCUCCAGUGUCACUCUUGCUGCUUAUCGUAUGGUUUGAUACAGUCUUGUCUGCAACCACUGCUUUAUUCUCUAUUGAACUGAAACUUAUUACUGUAUUUGUGAAAAAAAAUCUUAAUCCAGUUUUUCUGUGGCAGCAUUGAAGCUGCUCUUAAAAAAGCCAAAAUUAUUUUACAUAUCUACUAUCUUAAAGACCCCUUCAAUGAGUACAAGGGGUUGUACAUUCAAAAUGUGUUCUGUUGCGGUAUUGUAAGCUUAAUGUGUUUUUGUUUUGUGUUUCAUUUUAGUGUCUAGUUUCCAUUAAUACGUAUAACUUUUGAGCUGCCUGAUCGUGCUUUCUCCAAAAAAAAUUUGACUUAUUUGUCAGUAUUUCAUAUUCUUAAUUGUUUGUAGGAUACAAUUUCAACACAUAGUUGGUUAAUGUCGUCAAUACAAAAUAGCCUUGCAAUCGCAGUCAAGUGCUGUCUCGGUAAUUCAAAAUAUUAGUACUUAGCAAACUUAAGAAGGUUCACAAAGCAAAUUGUAGCUCCCUUCUCGGUUGCUGCAAGUGAUUGUUCGUGGCAUGUGCACUGAGCUGGGAGGUGAGGGGGGGGUGUGGAGAGGAGACAUUUUAAGAAAAAUAGGACCAAAGAUAUUUAAUUUUAAAAAAUGCUUUAAAAGUCAAUCAACUGGAAAUGUAACAUACUUAGAAAUGUUAGGAGAGCUGCAGUGUGAAGUGAACCUUGGGAUGAUUUUUGAUCAAAUUGCAAUUAAUUUGUUGUUGCAUCUUUUGUUCCAAUGAAUAAAAAGUAUUUGAACCUGU
Molecule: messenger RNA, 2396 nt
Organism: Callorhinchus milii (elephant shark)
Lineage: Eukaryota; Metazoa; Chordata; Chondrichthyes; Chimaeriformes; Callorhinchidae
Product: neutral cholesterol ester hydrolase 1
Exons: 5
Coding region: 151-1377 (408 amino acids)
Cellular component (GO): membrane
Molecular function (GO): carboxylic ester hydrolase activity
Source: RefSeq, a predicted model, not a curated record